ACCAUUUUCCUAAUUGUCUCUCCAGCAGGAAGAUUUGAGAAUUCCAUGGCUGUUGUUUCCAGGAAUCCACAGAGCAUUGCCGGCGCACCAUCCAAUUCUGCGGAAGAUCCUCUCUUGCCUUGGCUCCAGUCCAUUCAAGAAAAAUUGCAGCUCCAAAACACCAGUCAACUCAACGAUUCUAAUGUUUUGGACGUGCUAGUGUUGAAUUGUAUUAAUACCUUCAAGUCCGAUCCUCGCUAUCGGGAUGACGUUAGAUUCCUCAAGAUUUGGUUCCUAUAUAUGGAUGGAAAUUCUAAUUUUGAAAAGGUUUAUCAAGAAAUGGAGAAGCACCAGAUCUGUAUGCACAAUGCUCUGCUUUAUGAAUCAUUUGCAUUAUUUUUGGAAGCAAAGGGCAGGUUGAUUGAUGCUUGUAUGAUGUAUCACCUAGGCAUCUCAAGAAAUGCUGAGCCACUGGGGAGGCUGAAAAAGGCACAGGUGCUGUUUCUCGAGAGAAUGUCUGAAAGAGUAGCCAAUGAAUCUUUUCAAAAGAUAAAAAGUCAUGUUUCUGCAGAGAACGGUGAUAAUUUUGUCAAUCCAUGGUCAGUUGCAACCAUUAAAGCCACAUUACAAAAUACUGAAAUUGUGCAGUUUGAGGGGUAUCAUCCUUGUAACAAAUCAUAUCCAGGAAAAGUGGCAUUAUCCUCAUGGAAAUCAUUAAAAAAUAAAACCAUUGAUAUCGGAGGAGAGAAGUACAGUUUUAAAGGGCGUGCAGGUCAGGGUGGGUUCGCUCAGGUAUUCAAAGCUCAUGUAAACAAUAAUCCAGAUGAUAUUGUUGCUCUUAAGAUACAGAAACCUCCUUUCCCUUGGGAAUUUUACAUGUACCGUCAGCUAGAUAUGCGAAUUCCAAAAACAGAGAGGAAGAGUUUUGGCUUUGCUCAGAGAUUGCACCUUUAUUCUGAUUAUAGCGUGUUGGUGUGUGAUUAUUUAGCUCAUGGGACACUUCAGGAUGCUAUAAAUUCCAAAAUUGUUAGAGGGGGAUCUAUGGAAGAAGUAUUAUGUAUUUAUUACACUAUAGAGAUGCUUCAAAUGCUUGAAACUCUACAUCAUGCCAAAAUUAUCCAUGGUGACUUCAAACCUGAUAACCUACUCAUUCGGUACUCCAGGGGUGAUCCAACAGAUAAUGAAACCGAUUUCCUCCAUCGAACUGGACCUUGGGCUGAUCAGGGGCUAUGCCUUGUUGAUUGGGGAAGAGGAAUAGAUCUAACGCUCUUCCCUGAAAACACCAAAUUCAUGGGAGAUUGUAGAACUUCUGGAUUCCGUUGCAUUGAGAUGCAAGAAAAAAAGCCCUGGACAUUUCAGGUGGAUCUGUAUGGACUAUGUGUUGUAGUUCACACGAUGCUCCACAACGGAUACAUGGAACUUGAAAAGAAAGCAUCUUCGGAUGGACGAUACAUAUACCAACCCAAAUCACAUUACAAGAGGUAUUGGAAUUGUGAUCUUUGGAAAAAUCUGUUUUCCAAAUUGCUGAACCUGGAUCUAGCAGAAGAUCAUACAAUGGUGUUGAAAACCUUGAGGGAAUCAUUUCAGGAAUACAUAUGCUCUGAUCCAAAGCUAAUUAAAAGACUCAAGGAGCUAUUGAUGAAGCAGAGAUCAUCCCUAUGCUCGGCUUAGAUGGUCUCCUGAAGUCUCCAUUGCUUAUGGGAAAAAAAAAAGAAAAAAAAAGAAGCUGAAGUGUAGUAUAUCUGUGAUGCUUUUUGGGUUAGGUUAUUCUAUAUCCCUCGUAUUGACUUCUUGAUUUGUGAAAAA
Andrographis paniculata is the source of this 1785-nucleotide messenger RNA. RefSeq names its product mitotic checkpoint serine/threonine-protein kinase BUB1. Gene Ontology annotation, molecular function: ATP binding; protein kinase activity. Gene Ontology annotation, biological process: protein phosphorylation; meiotic sister chromatid cohesion, centromeric; mitotic spindle assembly checkpoint signaling. The record is from RefSeq and is a predicted model, not a curated record. The coding region runs from base 46 to 1650 and encodes 534 amino acids. Lineage: Eukaryota; Viridiplantae; Streptophyta; Magnoliopsida; Lamiales; Acanthaceae. The transcript is spliced from 14 exons.